AUGAUGUGGUCCAAGCAGAAGUCGCCUCGCUUCGUAGCAGGGAAAGCUACAGCUACCUGUGCUGUCGGGCCUGGAUCGUACGAGCUGCCAAGCGUUUGGGAUGAUCACGCCACGACCAUUGGUGGACAAGACAGAUUUCAGGAGCAGGUUGGACAGGAAACGCCCGGGCCAGCAACUUACGCACAGGACACACAGACACCUGCAGCUGGAACUUUGAAUUGGCAAGAGGCAGGCUCCUUGAAGUCUCGCCAGUGCAAGGAGAAUCGACCGCCUUCACCACGUGAGAGAACGAAGCCAACUACCCAACUGCACAAGGAGGCUGCCGACAUCACAGCGCAGCUCAUUGCUGCUCGAAAGAAGGUCGAGAACCACGAGAGUGAGCUCCAGGAAUCUGUGCUCGCACGACAGAAACUGCAG
This is a messenger RNA of Symbiodinium sp. CCMP2456, 417 nucleotides long. NCBI's taxonomy places the organism in Eukaryota, Dinophyceae, Suessiales, Symbiodiniaceae. The record is from the annotation of a GenBank genome assembly.